GCCUCUGCGACAAAAUCUCAGUUUGGAAUUUGAUCAAUUAGGGCAAGAAGAAGAAGAAGAAAGAUGAUUACCUGGCGCGACCUCUACUCGGUGCUUUCCGCCAUGGUUCCUCUCUAUGUCGCUAUGAUCCUCGCCUACGGCUCCGUCCGUUGGUGGAAAAUCUUCACCCCCGAUCAGUGCUCCGGAAUCAACCGCUUCGUCGCCAUUUUCGCCGUCCCGCUCCUCUCCUUCCACUUCAUCUCCACCAACAACAUCUACGAGAUGAACUUCCGGUUCAUCGCCGCCGACACUCUGCAGAAGAUCAUCAUGCUCGUGCUCCUCGCAGUUUGGGCUAAUUUAACCAGAAAUGGCAGUCUCGAAUGGUCAAUCACCAUCUUCUCACUCUCCACGCUCCCCAACACUCUGGUUAUGGGAAUCCCCUUGCUCAUCGCCAUGUACGGCGACUACGCCGGAAAUCUCAUGGUUCAGAUCGUCGUCCUCCAAUGCAUCAUCUGGUACACGCUCCUCCUCUUCCUCUUCGAGUACCGCGCGGCAAAAAUGCUGAUUAUGGAGCAGUUUCCAGAAACCGCCGCCUCAAUAGUGUCGUUUAAAGUCGAAUCGGAUGUCGUCUCCUUGGAUGGACAGGAUUUCCUCGAGACCGACGCGGAAAUUGGAAACGACGGCAAGCUUCAUGUCACUCUGAGGAAAUCGAACGCCUCGCGGCGUUCGUUUCACGGUGGCUCCUUCUCCGGUAUAACUCCGCGGCCGUCUAAUUUGACCGGCGCUGAGAUUUACAGCCUCAGUUCUUCCAGAAAUCCGACUCCGAGAGGCUCUAAUUUCAACCACACGGAUUUCUACUCGAUGAUGGGGAUGGGGAGAUUGUCCAAUUUCGGAAACUCUGAUACUGGUAGGCUCUCGAAUUUCAACAUCGCCGAUAUGUUUUCGGUUCAAUCUUCCAGAGGACCGACGCCGAGGCCGUCGAAUUUCGAGGAAAACGCCGCUGCCGGAGCUCAUAUGAACAAUUCUCCUCGAUUCGGUUACUAUCCUCCUCAGCCUGCAGCUCCGACGUCUUACCCUGCUCCGAAUCCUGAAAUCGCUUCUUCAAUGCCGAAACCUGUGAAAUCCAACCAGCAACAGCAACAAGGAAGUAACAACAAAGCGAAUCACGACGCGAAGGAGCUUCACAUGUUUGUUUGGAGCUCAAGCACCUCUCCGGUAUCUGAAGCCGGCGGCGGAGCCGUCGCCGCCGGAGGUCUACACGUCUUCGGCGGUCCUGACUUCGGCGCUUCCGAUCAAUCAGGUAGGUCAGAUCCAGGAGCUAAGGAAAUCAGAUUAUUAGUCGCCGAUCAUACUCAAAAUGGUGAGCAGAAAGCGGUUCCGCAGACGGCUUCCGCCGGCGGCGAGGAGUUCAGUUUCGGCGGUGAGGAAAAGGAGAGGGAAGGCGGUGGACCAGGCGGUGAGCUGUCGAAGCUGGGGCCGACCUCCUCCACGACGGAUGUCGAACCUGCAAAAUUGGGCGGAAAUGGCCACGAUGGUGGAGCCGGAAAACACAUGCCGCCAGCUAGCGUGAUGACGCGCCUCAUCCUGAUAAUGGUGUGGCGGAAGCUUAUCCGUAAUCCUAACACCUACUCCAGCCUGAUUGGCGUGAUCUGGUCAUUGGUCUCCUUCAGGUGGAAUGUUCAUAUGCCUAAAAUCGUGGAUGGAUCGAUCCACAUACUGUCGGAUGCUGGUCUGGGAAUGGCGAUGUUCAGCUUGGGGCUGUUCAUGGCGCUUCAGCCGAAGCUAAUUGCGUGUGGGAACACGGUGGCUUCGUUCGCCAUGGCGGUUAGGUUUUUGACAGGUCCUGCAGUAAUGGCGGUGGCUUCCAUUGCUAUCGGCCUUCGCGGCAGCCUUCUUCACAUUGCAAUUGUGCAGGCUGCUCUUCCACAAGGGAUUGUCCCAUUUGUAUUUGCCAAGGAGUACAACGUUCAUCCAGCCAUUCUCAGCACAAUGGUCAUCUUCGGAAUGCUGAUCGCCUUGCCAAUCACUCUGGUUUACUACAUUCUUCUUGGCUUGUAAGACCAUUUUCAAACAAAUUAAAGUUAAUCGGAAGUCGUCGAAAACUAAGUAAAUUAUAUAUGUACGUCGGGAGAGAGGUUUCCACUGUCGGGGGCUGAUCUGAUCAUCGAUGUCGCGCUGGCUUUCGAUCAAAAGCGAAAAUUCAAGCCGUAGACGACGAUCAUCUCCCGAUGAUAUAUAUAUAUAUAUACCGAGCAACGAAAGAUCGAGCUCUUGUAGGAAGGAAUGAUGACGAAGAUAACACGGCCUAGGCUCGAAUAUUUAAAGCGCUUGUUGUCCAGGAAGAACUCAGGGAAUCGAAUUGAGAUUAUUGUUGUAGGAAUUUUUCUUUCUUGGUAAUUAUUAUUAUGUAUGAUAUGAUGAAUAUAAUUAGCCUUUUUUUUUUUUUUUUUUUUUUUUUUAUUUUUUUAUUUUGUCAAUUGUGAUUGUUGAUGUAUUAAUUUGUUGGUGUUUUAAGUAUUGGUUAACUUUGAUGUAAAACACUUUAGGGUGCAUGAUUAUUAGUCAUUGAGUUAGUGAAGGUUUUAUUUUAUUUUGCAUGGA
This is a messenger RNA of Andrographis paniculata, 2580 nucleotides long. Its product is annotated as auxin efflux carrier component 7-like. Gene Ontology annotation, biological process: auxin polar transport; auxin export across the plasma membrane. Gene Ontology annotation, molecular function: auxin efflux transmembrane transporter activity. The transcript is spliced from 5 exons. Bases 64 to 2037 code for a protein of 657 amino acids. The record is from RefSeq and is a predicted model, not a curated record. Gene Ontology annotation, cellular component: plasma membrane; endoplasmic reticulum. NCBI's taxonomy places the organism in Eukaryota, Viridiplantae, Streptophyta, Magnoliopsida, Lamiales, Acanthaceae.